Molecule: messenger RNA, 210 nt
Organism: Acanthoscelides obtectus
Lineage: Eukaryota; Metazoa; Arthropoda; Insecta; Coleoptera; Chrysomelidae
Source: the annotation of a GenBank genome assembly
GUCGAACGCGGAGGUACCACCCGGCGGUUCUCGUGGGCGGAGCCAGAAUGUGUGCAUGUUGCAUGCACACGUGUUCCCUCGCCAGAGUCCGUGUGGCGUCCCCCCUUUCCCAUGUAUCCCCCAUAGCCCCACGGUACCCAAUGGGUGCUUAGGCCUUAGGCCUUCGUGGUAGUUGGAGUAUUGAAAACGCUGUAGUUUUUUGUAAUAUUU